Messenger RNA from Coccidioides posadasii C735 delta SOWgp, 450 nucleotides. RefSeq lists its product as uncharacterized. NCBI's taxonomy places the organism in Eukaryota, Fungi, Ascomycota, Eurotiomycetes, Onygenales, Onygenaceae. The record is from RefSeq and is a predicted model, not a curated record.
AUGGCCGUGCCGGUAGGGCCACGAGUAUCCAAGGAGGACUUCAUGCACGCACUGGGUCUUGACACAAAUAAUCCCCAGCAUGAUCCAUUGUAUCGUGCAAUGAGGGAUGAGGCCAUUGCUGUAUACAACCAGAUGAACCAAGACAAUUCAAAUCUGCUGGAUAAUUUGAGGAGCAACCCAGAGAUAAGGCCACCCUUUUUCUGGCAUCAUAUUCGACCGGAUCGACAGCAAUGGGGCAUUAUGGAGAUAUGGAGGCGCGCUGGGCCUGUUACUCGCCCCCUAUUUGAUCGCGGAGACACUCGAGGUGAAUACGGUCCCAACUGGGUAACGGGAUGGUUGUUGUACAGCGUUUUCCGCUCACGAGAUAUUCGCAAUAAUCGCAAUCGAAGGAAAAACGAUGACAAUGGCUCCGGAAAUAAUUCAGGUGAUACACCCCAUAUUGCACUUUAG